Linum tenue is the source of this 646-nucleotide messenger RNA. The record is from the annotation of a GenBank genome assembly. Lineage: Eukaryota; Viridiplantae; Streptophyta; Magnoliopsida; Malpighiales; Linaceae.
AAAACCCCUCCCAAAACCAUAACCCCCAGUUCUCCUGGAUUCAGCCAUUGCUGUCGUGUUGUUCAUCCAAGAGGAAUUGCGGGAGAGAGUUCGAUAAAUGGCUCUGUUGCGAGCAAUAUUGCAGACAAGAACUCUGCAAGCGAAUCCGGCACCUGGGUUCUCCAGAUUCUACUCUCACUCCUCCCCUUAUCUCGUGAAAGUGGGGAUUCCGGAGUUCUUGAAUGGAAUAGGGAAAGGUGUUGAGAACCAUGCGGCCAAGCUUGAAAAUGAGAUCGGAGACUUUCAGAAACUCCUCGUUACUAGGACAUUGAAGCUUAAGAAGCUUGGAAUCCCUUGUCAACAUAGGAAGCUGAUAUUGAACUACGCCCAAAAGUAUAGGCUCGGACUCUGGCGACCCAGAGCAGAACCUAUGAAAGCGAAAUGAACCUCUGAAGCACGAUAUCUCGAGCAGUAGCAACAUUUGUUUGUUCCGUUGUUGGCUGACCGAAGAGAGAUCUUAGUAUAUUGAUCUGUAUGAGCUGUCAGAUUUCUCAGUUAUUGCCCUACCUCAUGGUUUGUAUUAUUUGGCAAUGUAGUUAAGGAUGCAGAACUGAAGUGUGGCAAAAACAUUGUUAUUACACACGAGAGAAAGAUCACUUCACAAAAA